This is a messenger RNA of Sclerotinia sclerotiorum 1980 UF-70, 1998 nucleotides long. RefSeq lists its product as hypothetical. Gene Ontology annotation, cellular component: plasma membrane; secretory granule. Gene Ontology annotation, biological process: vesicle-mediated transport; intracellular protein transport. The coding region runs from base 1 to 1998 and encodes 665 amino acids. The transcript is spliced from 5 exons. Lineage: Eukaryota; Fungi; Ascomycota; Leotiomycetes; Helotiales; Sclerotiniaceae. The record is from RefSeq and is a predicted model, not a curated record. Gene Ontology annotation, molecular function: syntaxin binding.
AUGGGGGUGUCGGCCAUUGAUGAACAGCGCCAGGCUAUUUUGGAUGCCAUAAAGUCUAUCACUCGAGGCGACGAAGAUGACAUUCUCAACGAGAACAUCGCCAACGUGGAAAUACUGGAAAGCCGGAGGGAAAUGAACCCUGGCAUGGAUGCUAUAUAUCUCCUAUCACCAGAGCCACAUGUUGUCGACUGUUUGUUGGCAGACUUCGAACGUCGAAGAUAUCGCAAAUCAUUCCUAGUAUGGGUUGCCCUUCUCGAUCCAACGAUGCGCCGGCGUAUCGAUUCCUCUAAACAAGCACAAGAACAACUAGCCGGCUGGGAAACUUUGUCCAUAGAUUAUUACCCCCGCGAGUCGCAUUUAAUUACCUUCAGAGAUCCUUGGAGUUUUCCUAUUUUAUUUCACCCAGCAUGUGCCCCUUUGGUGCGCGACCAUAUGCAACUUCUAGCGCAAAAGGAGGAGCUCGAUGCAUACCAGCAAUAUAACCCCAGUUUCCCACCGCCAUCUAAUCGACCUCAAGGUGUUCUCCUCAUAACGGAUAGGUCAAUGGAUAUAUUAGCACCAUUACUACACGAAUUUACAUAUCAAGCCAUGGCACACGACCUCCUUCCAAUCAAAGACCACGAGAAAGUUACAUAUACAACUAUAUUGAAUGAAGGAACUGCACAAGAAGAACAGAAAGAAAUGGAAAUUGGUGAGAAAGACAAGAUAUGGGUAGAAAAUAGGCAUCAGCAUAUGAGUAAAACUAUCGAAAAAUUAAUGAGCGAUUUCAAAAAGUUCAUCGCAGACAAUCCACAUUUUGCUAACCAAGAUGCGGAAAAUGUCAGUAUAAAUCAGAUCAAGGAUAUGUUAGCAGGAUUGCCACAAUUUCAGGAGAUGAAGGAAGCAUACUCUUUACAUUUGAAUAUGGCACAAGAAUGUAUGAAUAUCUUUCAACACCACGAGCUCCCCGAUAUUGCAUUAGCGGAACAAACACUAGCCACAGGACUCGACGAAGAUUACCGGAAGCCUAAGGAGAUGGGUGCACAAGUCAUUCGUUUAUUAGAUAAUCCAGCUGUUGCUCCCAAGGAGAGGUUAAGGCUUAUUAUACUUUACGUCAUAUUCCGAGAUGGAUUAAUUGUGGAAGAUAUAGAACGUCUUCUACAUCACUCAGGACUUCCUCUCUCAGAAAUGAACGAAAUUCUUAACCUAGAAUUACUAGGGGUACACACCACCAAGAAACUUACAGAUAAGAGCAAAGCUUCACCAGCCCCAUUAUUUCCGCCGAAACCUAUACCCACCAUCAUCAACGAAGAGCUUGCUCUGUCCCGAUAUGAAACCAAUCUACAACGUAGUCUCGAAGAAAUAACCAAAGGAACCCUAGAUCCGUCUAUUUUCCCUUAUACAAAACCCCCCACUGAUCCAUCCGAAGACAUGGCUUUUCAAUCACAAGCUUCACUUCGUAGUGCGAAGCCUACAUGGGCUCGUGGACGGAGUACCACACCAGAUAACAUGCAAAGAAUCAUUGUUUUCAUAGCUGGUGGAGCUACUUACUCCGAAGCAAGAGCUUGCUAUGGAAUUUCGAAAGAUUGCAACAAAGAUGUGUUUUUAGCGACCUCUCACAUGCUCAAUCCAAACUUGUUCCUAAAGCAAGUCGGUGAUUUAACCGCCAGCAGGAAGCAACUAGAUCUACCAAUUGACAGACCAAAACCUAAAGCUCCGGCCUAUCUUUUCAUAGCCAAUGAUCCUCCUCCAGCUCCACCCGCUGCGCAAGUAGGACUCGGACUACCAAGUGGACCAAAUCAUGCCCCAGGAGGCGUGAGACCUCCAAGAAGCCCAGGAGCUCCGACCCCGCCAAUGAAGAGUCCAGAUGGUGGGCAUUUGACUGCGGGAAUGCAACAGAUGUCUCUAAACGGGACAGGAGAUGCAGCAGGACAUUCUUCUGGAAAAUUAGAGAAGAAGAAGGGUGAAGAUGGGAAAGAGAAGAAAAAGAAAAUGCACUUCUUCAGGAGUAAAAAAUAA